This is a messenger RNA of Colletotrichum truncatum, 1095 nucleotides long. RefSeq names its product Vacuolar calcium ion transporter 2. Gene Ontology annotation, molecular function: calcium:proton antiporter activity. NCBI's taxonomy places the organism in Eukaryota, Fungi, Ascomycota, Sordariomycetes, Glomerellales, Glomerellaceae. The record is from RefSeq and is a predicted model, not a curated record. Gene Ontology annotation, biological process: intracellular calcium ion homeostasis; calcium ion transmembrane transport. Gene Ontology annotation, cellular component: fungal-type vacuole membrane.
AUGGUGCCUGUUGGUAUUAUUGCCGGGCUGUUAAAUUGGAAUCCAAGCGCCGUUUUUUUUAUCAACUUCUUCGCUAUUAUUCCUCUCUCCGCCGUCAUGUCGUUUGCGACCGAAGAAAUCUCAAAGACAAAAGGCGAUACCAUCGGGGGGUUACUUAACGCUACCUGCGGCAACGCCCCCGAACUGAUCAUCGGCAUUGUCUCCUUGAUAAAUGGCCAGGUCGAUCUUGUAACUUGUUCCAUGGUCGGCUCAAUCAUCUCCAACAAUCUCCUUGUAACGGGCAUGUCCUUCUUCUUUGGUGGCAUUUUCAACAUGCGGGAUAGGGCCACGGGUAGGGGGAUUGAGCAGAGUUUCACCCAGGCUGCCGCCCAAACCACUUGCACUUUGUUGGCACUCUCAGCACUAAUGUUCAAUUUACCUACCAUGCUCCGCUGGGCACUUGUUGAUAUUGAGCCUGCGAAGAGGGAGCUGGCCCUAUUACAGUUGUCUCGGGUCAUCGCUAUAUGUCUCCUAAUAAUCUACGUUGCGUUUAUACUUUUCCAGCUCCGCACCCAUCCCAAUCUCUUCGAAUCGGAAACUCCGCAGGCUGACAAAGAUGAGCCGGCCAAAUUGGGCCCUGUUGCUGCCGGCGCCAUCCUCUCCAUUACCGCCAUUUUGGUCACCGUUUGCGCCGAGUAUAUCAUCAAAGACAUUGACAAUCUUGGUGAGAGCGCUCGCCUCAACAAGCCAUUUGUCGGUCUGAUUCUCCUUCCAAUUGUUGGGAAUGCAGCAGAGCACGGCACAGCAGUAGUUAUGGCGAUCAAAAACAAGAUGGGACUUGCCAUGGACACCGCUACCGGAUCCAGCAUCCAAAUUGGAUUGUGCGUCAUGCCCUUGCUGGUGCUCCUCGCGCCUGUCCUUAGCCAGCCCAUGACACUUGACCUCAAUGCCCCAAUAGCGAUCGUAUAUGGAUUAUCUACCCUCCUGAUUACGUACACUAUACAGGACGGGAAAUCAAACUAUCUGGAAGGCCUCGUGUUGCUCCUUCUCUACGUUAUUAUUGCUUACCUCUUCUAUUGGAUACCUAGUGGCGCUCUGGGUCCUGUGAGAGGAUAG